Messenger RNA from Rana temporaria (common frog), 3723 nucleotides. It is a transcript of the gene NPDC1, whose product is annotated as neural proliferation, differentiation and control 1. Lineage: Eukaryota; Metazoa; Chordata; Amphibia; Anura; Ranidae. The record is from RefSeq and is a predicted model, not a curated record. The coding region runs from base 81 to 926 and encodes 281 amino acids. The transcript has 9 exons. Gene Ontology annotation, cellular component: membrane.
ACGCGCAUCCCUGGCUGCGCUGUCAGUGAUUGCUCGGAGCGGGGAACGCGAUGCAGCCUCUCCCCGGAUCAGCCUAAGCCAUGGGGGGAUCGCGGAGAUCGGGGACCCCUACGGGGGCCCCACUGUGCUGCUGGGUGACGCUCCUCCUCCUUCUUCUCCGGCUGGGGGCUGCGAGUCCAGAUACUCCGAAAUGUAAAAGUAUAAACUGCGUCUUGGAAAAGAGAGAUCCCUGUCCUAAGGACUCUUCAGAAUGCGGUCACUGUAUGCAAGGAUACGUGGAGGCCAUCGAUGGCUCGUGUGUGCCAGGGGCCUACAACACUCCUGAUUCCGAGAUUGACUUUCUGGCUUCAAUGCUUAAGGAGAAAGAGCCGAACGCUGUUAAUUUCGCGGAGCAAGUCAAUACCACACCGUCCAAUCCUCCGCCCGUGCCACCAGUUAAAGAAGCUUCCGGCCGAAGUAACAGUCCGGGCUCUCCUAAAACUACCCGAAAACCUCCUGGUGAUGCGCUGUUACUAGGUGUGGUGGUGGCCUGUGCCCUUGCUGGUCUCACAGCUUUGACUAUCGCCGGUAUAUGUUGGUGCAGAAUGCGCCGAGAGAUAAAAUUGGCAGAAAAGACAGAUUAUCCGGCCUAUAGACAGUCACCGCCUCCACCGUAUGAAAAGACAUCAUCGCCCGGAGAUAAGAAAUUGGCUCAGAAUGCUCAGAUGUACCAUUACCAACAUCAGAAACAACAGAUGAUAUCCAUGGAGAAAAAUAAAGAUGAACUGAAGCACCCAGACUCAACUGUCACAUCGGAUGAGGAGAAUGAAGAUGGUGACUUCACUGUAUAUGAAUGUCCGGGAUUAGCCCCUACAGGAGAAAUGGAGGUGAAAAACCCACUUUUUGACGACUCGACUCUUCAUCACUCCUCUCACCAUCCUCAUUAGCAACCUCAACCUCCAGACUUGAACACAAAACCAAAACCCAGUUCUGAAAAGGAACCUUGUGAGAAGGGAACUACAAAUUUACGACUUACUGAGGUUUUCCUGAACACGGUCAAUUUUUUUUUUGGCCAAAGGACUUCUUUCCAGCCAACCCACUCAAUCGACGGUGAUAAAUUAAAAGACUGUUAUAUAUAUGAUGGGAUUGUAUUUUGUCUGGAUACUGAAACUUCUUUCCUUUCACUAUCAAGUGUUUCUCUCGCUGAGGAAUGAAGGAUUCUUUAAACCUGCAGAGAUUUUGAUUCUCUUCUUUCAAAUCUAACUGCUACUCUAUCGUCCCAUUGUCAUUGUGCUUCAGAUAAAGCCAGCCUCGAGCUGACAUUAACUUCUAGACAAAUGCAAAGUCAGGACUGAAGAGAAACCCUCCAAUUGCAAAUAUAUAUAAAUAUAUAUCAGUUAUUAUAAUUAAAGGAAGCUGCAGAUCUGCUUUCCUUAAUACAACUUUGCACUUUUAUAUGCCUAAAUAUUGUGUAUGUAUUCAUAUACGCUGUAUCCGUUAUUUUUCAUUGAAUGCCGUUCCACCAUCAUUCAGACCAGUAAAAAAAAAAAAAAGAUUUUAAUUACAAAAGUAGUCCACACCUAUUAAAGGAAAUAGCUAUACGACUGAAAAUUAUAUGUGGAUAUUGUUGUAAAGUAUUACAACUAAAAGACAUUUGCAAGGCCACAGUAAGCCCAUGAAGUGCAUGCUUGCACAAGGCUUGUGGGAUUCCUGGAAGUUUGGGGGGGUAGUUCUGCUAGAAAAAAAUAGGCCAACACCAGCAGAUCUUUAAUAUUAUUUGCUCUUUUGCGUUACAGCAUUCUAUAAAAAUAAGCAAAGCAGCCAUUUCUGAAUCUACAUUCCAGAUACGUAUACCUUCAUGCACCAAGGAUGCAAAUGUUACAGAGGGAACAUGUCAGAGCUGCGGGUAGACUAUGAAAAGUCAGGUCAAGUCUCAUCACCAUGAGACUGUCAAUCUAGACUUGACUAUUAUAGCUACUUGUGAAGGCCAUUACCUAACUAGGGUCAAUGAGAUCUUACUAGGGUCAACGAUUCCAGUUUUCACCAACAUUGCUACUUGAGAAGGUGUUGACUAACUUGGGUCAGCGAGUGCUUAUUAAGGUCAACGAUUCCAGGCUUGACCAACAUUGCUAGUUAUGAAGGCGUUAACUAACUUGGGUUAACAAGUGCUUACUAGAGUCAAGAAGAGCUCCUUGAUGUGUUACGAAAGGGCUUUCCUGGCAUCCCAUAUGAAGUCUGUCCAGCCCUAAUUGUUGUUGAAGCUGACAUUAAGAGAACCUGUUUACACUGUAGAUCGUUAGUUGUGAUAGCUUACAGCAAAGUGGCUUAAUGUGGUUACAAGUGAGGCUACUCUGGCUAUCCAAAAUUGUUUACAACGGGUCAACAUCUAGGCGUGUUUAGGCAGAAGCAUACAUUUGACCAUCCAAAGAAGGAGCCAUUGUGUAGGAGUGGACCAGUAUAUCUCAGAACAGAGGUUGCAUGCACAUCCAACACAAACCUCACUAUCUUGUUAAUCCAGGCAUUGGUCUGGCCUAUAUAGAAUGGAUGCAUUCACUGUGCAACAGCUGCACUUGGAAAAACAAAAGUUUCAAAACCGUACAAUAUUUGGUAUGGUAUCCCGAUAGCCAGAAUAUUUUUUGUAUCAUAUAUAGUGUAGACUUUUUGUUCACAUUGCACUUUGUGUAGAUUGUUGCCCCUAUUGGCAGGUGAGGGUAAUAGUCAUUUUACUCUCUGUUUGCACAACCUGAGAUAUAUAAUAAGCUGUUGUAUGUCUGUCUUUUCCUCUUGUAACUACCGUUAGCUUUUCUCUUACUAUUAUUAUAAAAGAAUAUAUUUUAUUUAGCUUUUUGAAACUAUUGCCCAAGCAAACCUAUUUUUCAGUUUUGGAUGGGUGUUGAAGGGCUUACACCGCUGCUUCCAAUGAUGAGAUCUUCAUUCUACAGUUCUCAGCUCUAAAACCACAGGAGAUAAUGGAGGCAGAGGUGGGUACAGCAGAGGGGACAUCACACUGGAGUCCUCGAAAGAUAAAUGCAGAUGUGUAUAUGUACCUGAUACUAAAAAUUCAGCUUUCCAUGGAACUGGCCUUUUAUUUAAUUUUUUUCUCCACCGGUUCAUUGAGGUUUUGGGAUUGGGGGGUUUGGAGACAUAUCAUUCAGGACUGAGCCCAUGUGGUUUAAGACAUUUGUAGACUGUUAAGUGUGUCACCAGAAAUAAACAGACUGUUCUUGGGAUACGAUAUUGUCAAAAAAAAAAAAGCUUUCAUUUUUUUACCAAAAUGUGUUUCAUUGGUGAAUUAUCAAUCUACUAAUAGCUGGACAUGUUCUCAGAUUUGUCGAAUGACAAGUACCCACCUGACAAGCGGCCCACACACAUUAGAUGGUAGUCUGCAAUAAGAAGCAAUUUCAACAUGUUUUGAAGCCUACCUUCAGCCAAAAUCCUAUUCUUUUACAAAGAAUUUAUUUAUUUAUUUUUCAAUACACAGUGCAAUAUAAUACAUUACAAUAUAGUGUAACAAAAGCAAAGUAUAAUAUGCCAAACCUAUUGUGACCAAAAGGCAACAAUAUACAAUAUAAAGAGCAUAGAUUUAUUUUUAUUUUUUUAAGUCCGCAGUGGUGCAAAAAUCUAAACGUAAAAAAGUGAACAAAACAUGCAUGUGAAACACACAGCCUAAGAAGUGCACUUAAGAUUGUGCUUUUAGUCCCCCCCCCCCCAAAGGGGUAGGACCUCUACCCUAAUCUCCCGAGG